Messenger RNA from Paraglomus occultum, 948 nucleotides. The record is from the annotation of a GenBank genome assembly. NCBI's taxonomy places the organism in Eukaryota, Fungi, Glomeromycota, Glomeromycetes, Paraglomerales, Paraglomeraceae.
AUGUCCGUUACCAAGAAAGUAAGAACAGUGAGAAAAAGAACGGCGGCACCCACCGAUUCUGAUCCUGAUACGGACGAACUAGUGCUAUCAUCUGAUCCACUUCAUCCGGCGAAUUUGAUACCUGAAUUAUGUAAACUAUUUUAUUCUCUGGGAUGGGUUACGGGCACUGGGGGAGGUAUAUCAAUACGUAAUGGCAAAGACAAAAGUUUGCAAGCGCUUACAUGUUUCUUGAUCAUACGUUCGUAUGAAUUUGGACGUAACAGGGAUAAUGUAUACAUUGCUCCAUCAGGAGUCCAAAAAGAACGAAUUUCUCCACGGGAUCUUUUUGUUCUCACACUUUCUACGCGAUGCAACCUUCGCUCUCCACCGUCUCUCAAACCUUCCGCCUGCACGCCGCUGUUUUUUAAUGCAUAUACUAUGAGACAGGCUGGUGCAUGUGUUCAUACUCAUUCGCAGAAUGCCGUCAUGGUGACGUUAUUGUAUGGUGACCAAUUCAAAAUCACGCACCAAGAGAUGAUCAAAGGUAUUAAGAAAGGAUCCACAAAUGAGAAUAUGAUGUUUGAUGAGAUGCUCGUCGUUCCUAUUGUGGAGAAUACUCUAUUCGAAGAAGAGUUGACGUCACGGAUGGCCAAGGCAAUCGAAGAUUAUCCAGAGACAAACGCCGUUUUAGUGCGAAGGCAUGGUGUAUAUGUUUGGGGUAAAACAUGGGAAAAAGCCAAGGCAAUGACGGAAUGUUAUGACUAUCUUUUCGAAAUAGCCGUCAAAAUGAAAAGUAUUGGACUCGAUCCUGCUGCCAAACCUACGAUAUCACCAUCACCCACUAUACCCACCCACAACCUUGAGCGCAUGCAAACAAUUGCAAGAUUGGAUGAUCGUGACAUCAAGAUUUCAGAGGCAGUGUACGAAUUAUAUGCCCGGUCUGUCGAGUUUAUGAUAGAUGAAUUAUGA